Molecule: messenger RNA, 1075 nt
Organism: Thecamonas trahens ATCC 50062
Lineage: Eukaryota; Apusomonadida; Apusomonadidae
Exons: 2
Coding region: 1-876 (291 amino acids)
Source: RefSeq, a predicted model, not a curated record
AUGGAUCCGUACCGCGAGUCUGGGCUCAAUCCCAUCACUCAGACGUACAAGAGCGCAGACAUGGAGGCUCGCCGGGAGGUGGCGCAGCGUGCGGCCAUGGGACGGCGGCUGGCUGCACGCGGGAGCUCGGAGACGGGGGACAACCUGGAAUCGUCGCUGGUGCCAACGGCCGAGGCCGAGACUGCGAGCUUUGGGCGCGUGGUGGGCCCUGCAGUCGGUGCGGCAGGGGCAGGGCCCGGCCAGCGGACGUCUGCGCAGAUCCUGCAGGAGCAGUACGACUUUGACACGCUGACGCAGUCGUAUCGGGCACCAGAUAAGGAGGCUGCGGCGAGGGCAGAGGAGGCAGCGCGGCAUGCAGCGCAGGUUCGUGCUCACGAACAUGCCCGCCUGCAGAGUAUCGAGGAUCGAUCCGGCUACAACAUCGUCUCGCACGAGACGUCCAAGCCCAUCCCGCCCAACUCGCUUUGUUUCCUCGAUCCACCAGUGGAUGCCGAGCGGACAACCGCCAACCAUACCCAUUACGACUUUGACGUCAUCACCGGCGAGCCCAAGCCGCGCGACCACGCGUCAAUCGAGCCGUCUGUCCGCGCUGGUCGCCGCCCGCCGGCAACCACCGACGACGCCAGCCAGGCUGCACGCCCACCACCCUCGGUCUCGGCCGCAUACUCGUCGGCCCAUCCUUCUCGCCGCACCUACGACAUCCUCAACGGGCAUGUCACCGCACCUGUGCCCGGGCCUGACGCGCAGCCGCGCGCUCGCGGCAAGCGCCGCGGUGGCAGCAAAUACACCGACCACAACGACAUGCUGGUCUGGGACGGCGCCCCAGUCCGGGAUCAGCCGCCAGUCCUGGAUGGCGACAGCUACAAGUUCUUUUGAUCGCUCGUCUUCUCCGGCCGCAUGACUAGCUCGUCUGGCUAUUCGGCGAUCGUGAUCUCAGCCGACAUACGUAGUGUGCAAUCGAAGUCAAGACUGCAAGCAAGGGGACGCAUGUGUACGCUCAACUUGGCGUCGACGACCGCUCAACGAGUGGUGUUGCCCUGCCCUGACCAUGGCCCAGCCCUGCACCAACCAGCCG